Labeo rohita (rohu) is the source of this 1902-nucleotide messenger RNA. RefSeq names its product oligodendrocyte transcription factor 1 (gene olig1). The transcript is spliced from 2 exons. Gene Ontology annotation, molecular function: protein dimerization activity. NCBI's taxonomy places the organism in Eukaryota, Metazoa, Chordata, Actinopteri, Cypriniformes, Cyprinidae. The record is from RefSeq and is a predicted model, not a curated record. Bases 250 to 954 code for a protein of 234 amino acids.
UCAUAUUCUUCGAAUGGUUAGGGAGUGAGUGUGUUAGUUAGCCACAGUUUAAAGAUCUCCAUGAAGGACAACUACGUGGACAAAAGAGCAAACAACCUCUAAUUGAGCAUUUAACAUUUAACCAUUACUGUUUUAAGGAAGAUUAACUCAUGACUAGGUGAAAAUGGACUUAAAGAAGUGAACUGCUUUAUUGUUGCUCAAAGAAUCCCUGGAAGAAGUUCUGGAGUGUGUGGACCAAGAGCUUGAAGAAUGCAGGCUGUGCCUGGUUUUAGGUGCAGAGAGCAGGGUGAGAGCUCUUUGCAGCAACUCAUGCCAAGAAUGGUACGGGUAACGGGAGCAGGAGGUCCAGGCUCAAACGCUGGGGCUAUUCAGGGGCCUCUCAGAUCUUCGAAACCCCCUCGUGAGCUUAGUGUGGAGGAGCAACAGGAGCUACGGAGAAAGAUCAACAGCCGUGAGAGAAAGAGAAUGCAGGACCUCAACGUGGCCAUGGAUGCUUUACGGGAGGUCAUGGUGCCCUACUCUUCUCCCACCGGUGUAGGUGGAGCACUGCAGCACCCUUACCUCCCUCCUGGAGCCCCUCCGACUGGACGGCGCCUGUCUAAGAUCUCCACACUGGUGCUGGCCCGUAACUACAUCCUGCUUCUAGGCUCCUCCUUGCAGGAGAUGAGGCGUCUGCUGGGCGAGGUCAGCAUCGGGAUGGGCGUUAGCGGGACUGUACCGUGUCUGCUGCUGACAGGGGGGUGGCCGUUUCUUACCGGGCCAGGACAGCUUCUGCUUUCCCCUCCUGAGCAGCAAAUGGGUGCAGCAAAGUGCUCUCUUCUGUCUCAGGGGAGCCUGGAGGAGCCCUUGGCAUGGGGGCCAGGCAGCAUGUCGGAGAGCACGGUGUGCCAGUGUGGGGUGUGUCGGACCCCACGGGUGGUGCAUGUUAAUCCCGCCACACGUUUCCCAAAAUGAUUCCCACAGGAGUUGUAGAAAGUUUAAAAAAAUUACAAUUCAACAAGCAGUUUUUAAAUCUGUGUGAAGGGUGUCUGAGUGAAUUUUUGGUAGCACUUUACAGGUUUAAUUUGUUAACCUUAGGAAUAGUUCACCCAAAAACUAAAAUUCAGUCAUCUUUUUCUCACUAUCAUGACGUUUACAAACCUGCUUUCUUUGGUGGAGCACAAAUAAAUACAUUUUUAUGUUCAACAGAAGAACGAAAGUCACAUGAUUUUAAAAAAUGAAGUACAAUCAAAUCAAAAAUUAUUCAGACACAAGAUAUAAUUUUUGAUAUUUUUUUUACUAGUUGGUGCAGGGCACUAUCAUUCUUUUAUGUAAGUGAGGAUAGCAAAAAAGUAUGACAUAUACCCCAAAAUUCUUCAUACAGUGGACUACCGGUAAAAUUGAUAAAAAAAAACAAUUUGGGACCAAAAAUUUGAUUUGACACCUUGACCUGACCAUGUUUUGUUACAUACCUUUAUAUCAAAGUUAUAUGACAUUAUCAAGAUGAAUUUGGCAUAGUUUAACUCUUAGGUUCUUAUCAUAUUUUAAUACCAUUUCUAAACAAACUGUGAAAUUUUGAAGGUGUCUGAAUAAAUUUAGGUUCGACUGUAAUUAAUUUGUGAUUAUCAAGAUGAAUUUGUUCUAACACAGUUUAACACUUGAGUUCUUGUCAUAUUUUUAUUACCAUUUUCUAUAGCGAAUAAACUGUGAUUAUUUGAGAAAUGUUGAAGGUGUUUUUUUUUUAUUUGACUGUAUAAUAAACGAAUGCUGAGCACAACUUUUACAGCAUUCAUUAAAUUUUGGUUAAUGUUCAUUUCCACGUUUGUACAUUUGUACAUUUGUAACAUUUCAAGUGGUAUAAACUUGAAUGUGCAAAUAUGCAUUAGCUAACUGAAUUUUUAAAAUUGUUUUUCUCUCCUUUUG